CACAUCUGGUGAAAUUAAAAUUAUGACAAGAGGGAAAAUCGUGAUCAGAAGAAUUGAGAAUCCGGCAAGCAGACAGGUGACGUUUUCGAAACGUAAAAGUGGGUUAGUUAAGAAAGCCAAGGAACUAGCAAUCCUUUGUGAGGCUGAAGUUGGACUCACAAUCUUUUCUAAUACUGGACGACUCUAUGAAUACUCAACUUCCAGCAUGGAGUCAAUAUUUCAAAGAUAUAAUGAAGAAAAGGAACACCAUCGCUUGUUGACACCCUCAAUAGAAGCCAAGUUCUGGCGAACGGAGGUAGAAAGGCUGAGACAACAAUUGGAUGAUCUUCAAGAAAAUUACUGGAAAUUGAAGGGGGGAGAACUUUGUGGCAUGAGAAUAAGCGAUCUUCACAAUCUGGAAAAUGAACUGGAGAUGAGUUUGAAGAAUAUCCGCAUUAAGAAGGAAAAUAUGUUAACUGAUGAGAUAGAAGAAUUAAAUCGAAAGAGUGCUGUUAUUGGUCAUGAAAAUGUGGAAUUGUCUAACAAGGUAACCCUCAUCCACCAAGAAAAUAGACAACUUCAUAACAAGGUUUAUGGAGAAACUGACAAGAUAAAAUUUGAAGAAGGAAGUUGCAGUGUACAUACUUUAGAAAAGGAAUCAAGUAGUGUUCCAUUACAACUAAAUGUCAAUAGAGCAGUACAAGAAUGCGAAAUUAGUUUGGGGUUACAACUGCAGUAGCCCAUUCAAGGAACUCUAGCUAGCAUAAAGCAUGACCAAAGUUAAUGCCUCGAAAAUACUAUAACCAAAAUAUUGUAUAACUAUACAAUUUGGCUGGAUUAGCAACUUGCACAUUUAAAUUAUGUUGUGUUUAUAUCACUUGUGUGGACGUUUUCCCCCUGUGCUUACAUAUCAACUAUCACCAUUCACCACCCUCUUUUUCCAUGAGACAAAGAGAGUAGUC
Messenger RNA from Solanum stenotomum, 941 nucleotides. Its product is annotated as MADS-box transcription factor 23-like. Gene Ontology annotation, biological process: positive regulation of transcription by RNA polymerase II. Lineage: Eukaryota; Viridiplantae; Streptophyta; Magnoliopsida; Solanales; Solanaceae. Gene Ontology annotation, molecular function: RNA polymerase II cis-regulatory region sequence-specific DNA binding; DNA-binding transcription factor activity, RNA polymerase II-specific; protein dimerization activity. Bases 23 to 718 code for a protein of 231 amino acids. The transcript has 8 exons. Gene Ontology annotation, cellular component: nucleus. The record is from RefSeq and is a predicted model, not a curated record.